CUCUCCUUUCAGUGCUAUAUGUUGCGGACAGAUGAUUGGCAUCUCUCUGCAGAUCCUCUGAAGAACAGCAAAGGAUUCCUUAGACAGUGCCAUAAAAGCUUUUGUAUAGGUUUCAUCACUGCUUUAGAAUCCAUUACAUCAUCUGUUUUCAUCAGAGAUUCAGAAACUGUAAGUUCAAACAACAGCGCAUUCAAACUUGGAUUCUUCAGCCCUCAAAAUACCACAGAUCAUCGCUAUGUAGGAAUUUGGAAUAUCUCCAACUCCGAAGUCAUAUGGGUGGCUAAUAGAAACCAACCAUUACACGAUUCUUCUGGGAUCCUUACUAUAUCUGAGGACAACAAUCUUGUAGUAUUGAAUGGAAAGAAAGAGGUUUUUUGGACAUCAAAUGUAUCAAGCAAACAAUCAAGUCCCACUGCUCAACUUCUUGAUUCUGGUAACCUUGUGCUUUUAGACCACACUGGCAAGACUUUAUGGGAGAGUUUUCAACAUCCAAGAGACAUGGACUUUCCAACUUUGGCAAUGAUCAGUACCAACCAGAAAAAAGGUUCAUCAAGAAAAAGCCCUCCUACAAGAAAACUGGCUUACACGACCAGAAUAAACAAAGUUGGGAAGCAGCGAAGGGUUCAAGAAUCUAAUUGUGAUACAUAUAACUAUUGUGGGACAUAUGGGAUCUGUGACUCCAAUAAUUCCCCAAUAUGCACUUGCCUGAAAGGGUUUGAGCCUAAGAAUAUAGAAGAAUGGAAUAGCCAAAACUGGACUAGUGGAUGUGUGAGAAGGGCAUCACUGCAAUGUGGGACUGGUAAAGGCAAAGAUGACUGGUUUCUUGAGCUGCAAAUGACAAACACUCCGUCAUAUUCAACUCCAUCAUUUUUUCCUAAGGACACAUGCAGAACUCAGUGCAUAAAUAAUUGCAGCUGUAUAGCAUAUGCAUAUGUUGCUUCUCUUUCCUGCAUUUACUGGACUGGAAAUUUAACAGGUGUAGUAAGAUUGUCCAGUGGAGGAACUAAUCUCUACAUCCGCCAAGCCCAUUCAGAACUCGGUAGGAAUAAGAAAGACUUCAAAGUAGUUAUCUCAGUAACAGUGAUAGUAGGAGUGAUCAUCAUUGCCAUCUGUGCAUAUGUCUUAAAGGCAUGGACUGCUAAACACACUGCAAGAAAAAAGCAAAGCAAAGCAAAAUUAUUGCUGAACAAGGAAGAAAACCUACUACUUGGAGACCUGAAAAUAGCUAAACUUGAGAAGCUACCACUGUUUGAUCCAAGAAUCAUUGCAACUGCAACAAACAACUUCAGCAUCGCUAAUAAGCUUGGGCAGGGUGGUUUUGGUUUAGUAUACAAGGGAGAAUUGCAAGAUGGACAAGAAAUAGCAGUGAAAAGACUUUCAAGAACAUCUAAACAAGGACUGGAAGAGUUCAUCAAUGAAGUGGUUGUGAUUUCGAACCUUCAACAUCGUAAUCUUGUAAAACUUUUAGGCUGCUGUAUCGAAGGAGAGGAGAAAAUGUUGAUAUAUGAGCACAUGCCUAAUAAGAGUUUGGAUGCUUUCAUAUAUGAUCCUAUCAGAAAGAAGAUUUUAGAUUGGAAAAACCGCUUGAACAUAAUUAAAGGAAUUGCCCGUGGCUUACUUUAUCUUCAUAGAGAUUCUGGACUAAAAAUUAUACAUCGAGACUUAAAGCUAAGUAACAUCUUACUAGAUGAUCAGCUUAAUCCUAAGAUAUUAGACUUUGGUCUAGCAAGAAUCUUUGAAAGCAAUGAAGAUGAAAGCAAUACUCAAAGAGUUGUUGGAACAUACGGUUACAUGCCACCUGAAUAUGCAAUGGAAGGAUUAUUUUCAGAAAAAUCAGACGUGUUCAGCUUCGGAGUUUUACUAUUUGAGAUCAUCAGUGGUAGGAAAAAUAUAAGCCUUUGUGAUCAUGAACAUUCAUUGAACCUCUUGGAACUUGCAUGGAAAUUAUGGAACGAAGAUGGUAUCAAGUCUCUCAUAGAUGUGGAAAUAUGUGAUCCAGUUUACAUCAGGGACAUUGUGAGAUGCAUACACAUUGGAUUUUUAUGUGUUCAAGAACAUGCAAGAGACAGGCCUUCUAUGGCCACUGUAAAUUCAAUGCUCAAUAAUCACAUUGCUAAUCUUCCUCCGUCAUGUCAGCCUGCAUUCUACAUACAGAGGAAGUUUGUGCCAAGUGCGAAGUUGUCUCAUAAAAGUAAUAAGUCAUACUCCGUUAAUAGCAUCACUUUCACAAACAUUCAAGGGAGAUCUAAUUUGUUUCUGCAACGAGCCGUUAGCAGCGGCGGAACCACUAUUGCAUGGCUACCUCUUCUUACACAUGAUAUGAGAGUGUUCCUUGAAAUCAUGGGGAUUAGUUCACUUAGAAACUUAUUACCUGUUUUUCUUGUGAUUUCUGGCUUUUGUGCAGAUUUUUGCCCUGCCUCUGACACUAUUACAACAACUCAGUUCGUUAGAGAUUCUGAAAUUGUAAGCUCAAACAACAGUGAAUUUGAACUGGGAUUCUUCAGCCCUGAAAAUGCAACGAAUCGCUAUGUAGGAAUCUGGUAUGUUUCUGACUCGAAUGUCAUCUGGGUGGCUAACAGAAACCAACCAUUGAAAGAUUCAUCUGGAAUUCUCACAAUAUCUGAGGACAAGAAUCUUGUUGUAUUGAAUGGAGAUAAAGAGGUUGUUUGGACUUCAAAUAUAUCAAACAAGGCAUCCAAUUCCACUGCUCAACUUCUCAACACGGGAAACUUAGUCCUGCUAGAUGACACAGGCAGAACAUUAUGGGAGAGUUUCCAACAUCCAGGUAAUUCAUUCCUUCCAAAUUUGGUAAUUAGUACUAACCAAAAAACAGGUGAGAAACUGAAGGUUACUUCAUGGAAGAGCCCUUCGGAUCCGUCCGUUGGAAGCUUCUCCAGUGGCCUUGAACGCCCCAGUACGCCUGAAGUGUUCGUCUGGAAUCAAACACAGCCAUAUUGGAGGUCAGGUCCUUGGAAUGGUCAAGUGUUCAUUGGGUUAUCCAAGAUGUAUACUUCCUCAUAUCUAAAUGGAUUUGACGUAGGAAGGGAAGAAAAUGGGUCUGUUCACAUAACAUAUUCUUUGCCAAAUGAGUCUUUCUUUGGAACCAUAGUUUUGAGUUCAGAAGGAAAACUAGUCUUAACCACCUGGAUGAACAAACUCAAAGUUGGGAUGCGAACUGUCCAAGAUUCAAUCUGUGAUAUGUAUGGUUUAUGCGGGACAUUUGGAAGCUGUGAUCCCAGAAAUUCCCCAAUCUGCAGCUGUUUGAGAGGAUUUGAGCCAAGGAAUGCCGAGGAAUGGAAUAGACGAAACUGGACUAGUGGAUGUGUGAGAAGGGCAUCGUUGCGGUGUGGGAAGGUGAAAAAUGGGAGAGAUACUGAUAAAGAUGAUGGGUUUUUGAAACUGCCAAUGACGAAAGUGCCAGAUUUUGCAGAGAAGUCAUAUGGUUCUGAGGAAAUGUGCAGAAUUCAAUGCCUAAAUAAUUGCAAUUGUACGGCAUAUGCAUAUGAUGCUGCAAUUGGCUGCAUGUCUUGGAAUGGAAACUUAAUCGACGUUGUAAGAUUUUCAAGGGGAGGAGUGGACCUUUAUAUCCGAGAAGCCUAUUCUGAACUUGAAAGAGAAAAGAAAGUGUUGAAAGUAGUCAUCAUAGUUACAGUGGCAGUAGGAGUAAUUAUCAUUGUUGCUGCAUAUAUUGUAUGGUGGUGGGCUGCUAGACAUUUUGCUAGAAGGAAAGGAAAUAAUGGAGCAUUAACGCUGGAAAUAGAAGAAUCACAUUUAAAAAACCACAGGGCAAACCUAAUAGAAGACCUGAAAAUAGCUAAAUUAGAGGAGCUGCCACUAUUCGAUUUUGGAAUCAUUGCUACUGCAACAAACAACUUCAGUUUUGCUAAUAAGCUUGGAAGAGGUGGCUUUGGUACAGUAUAUAAGGGAGAGUUGCGAGAUGGACAGGAAAUUGCAGUGAAGAGGCUCUCAAGAGCAUCUGGACAAGGGCUAGAAGAAUUUAUGAAUGAAGUGGUUGUUAUUUCAAAGCUUCAACAUCGUAAUCUAGUAAGACUUCUAGGUUGUUGCAUUGAAGGAGAGGAAAAGAUGUUGAUCUAUGAGUACAUGCCAAACAAGAGUUUGGAUGCUUUUGUGUUUGAUCCUAUAAAAAAGAAGGCUUUAGAUUGGAAAAAACGACUUAACAUAAUUGAAGGAAUCUCUCGUGGUGUACUUUAUCUCCAUAGAGAUUCUAGAUUAAAAAUUAUUCAUAGAGAUCUAAAGCCUAGUAAUAUCUUGUUGGAUGGAGAGCUUAAUCCAAAGAUAUCCGACUUUGGCAUGGCAAGAAUCUUCCAAAACAAUGAAGAUGAAGGCAAUACAAGAAGGGUUGUUGGAACAUAUGGCUACAUGUCACCUGAAUAUGCUAUGGAAGGACUAUUUUCAGAGAAAUCAGAUGUGUUUAGUUUUGGAGUUUUGCUGCUAGAGAUCAUUAGUGGUACGAAAGUCACAAGUUUUUAUGUCUAUGAACACUCAUUGAGCCUUUUAGGAUUUGCAUGGAAGUCAUGGAAUGAAGAGGACAUCAUAUCUUUUAUAGACCCUGAAAUAUCAGCAGCAGAUUUUAUCAAUGAAGUUAGAAGAUGUAUGCACAUUGGACUUCUAUGUGUCCAAGAACUUGCAAGAGACAGACCUUCUAUGGCCACAGUAAUGUCAAUGCUUAACAGUGACAUUGUUAAUCUUCCUCCUCCAUGUCAUCCUGCAUUCAAUAAAAGGCACGGUGUAUCAAGUUCAGAAUCUUCUCAACAAAGCAACAAAUCAUGCUCCCUCAACAGUGUAACUCUCACAAACAUGCAAGGGAGAUAGAAGACUGAUUAAGAGAAGCCAAGGCUAAAAUAAUAGUGCUAAGAUGCUUGGGACAAUUUUCAUACUGAUUAUGUGUAGAUAGGAAAUGUUCUGCUGAUGCAUAUGAAAUAUCCAAAAGAUCAUUAGAUCCAUCAAUGUCUUGUGCAGCAGAGCAAACAACAAACAAUGAUGAGUUAUGUUUCAUCAAUAAAGUAACUGUCUCAAAUUUUGAGGGGAUAGACUGGGGUGCUUUUAUGUCUCUAUUCCAUUUGAAAGAUCUUAAAUACACUCUUCCCCAGUAUACCUUCAAAUCUUCAACAGGGCAGCU
Messenger RNA from Prosopis cineraria, 5140 nucleotides. RefSeq names its product G-type lectin S-receptor-like serine/threonine-protein kinase SD1-13. The record is from RefSeq and is a predicted model, not a curated record. Gene Ontology annotation, biological process: recognition of pollen; protein phosphorylation. Lineage: Eukaryota; Viridiplantae; Streptophyta; Magnoliopsida; Fabales; Fabaceae. Gene Ontology annotation, molecular function: ATP binding; protein kinase activity.